AUGGCUCAACGCACCGCAGAGCUUGCUGACGAUCCUCAUCAGGAUGCCAUUAAAGCAUUGAAUUCGUUGCAAUCAAAUUUUGCGAUCGUUGAUGCGAUCAGGAAGUCUGGACGGGGGAUGAACCAACAAGCUAUUCCGGAGAUGAUUGAAUGGUGCAGAAGAAUUGGAUACGAGCCGUCUGAUUUGAACCGUCUUAACCCCAUCCAUAUCGCCGGAACGAAAGGCAAAGGAUCGACCUCUGCCUUCAUCUCUUCCAUCCUUACCCAGUACCUCCCAUCCGCGUCAGGCGCACCCUCUCAAGGUCCCGCUAAGAUUAAUAAAGUUGGUUUAUAUACAUCUCCUCACCUGCGAUUCGCUCGCGAACGUAUCCAGAUCAACAAUACCCCUCUGUCAGAAGAGCAGUUCGCCAAAUACUUCUUUGAGACAUGGGACCGUUUAGAAGAGUCCGCGCGGGCAGAAGGCAUGGAUCCUACUGAUCCUCGGGCGAAACCAGUCUAUUUCCGGUUUUUAACGCUCAUGGCAUUUCACACUUAUAUGAGUGAAGGCGUGGAUGCGGCUGUGAUUGAAUGCGGAAUCGGAGGAGAAUAUGACAGCACAAAUAUAAUUGUUCAGCCAGCGGUAUGUGGUAUCACAAGCCUUGGUAUCGAUCAUGUCGCCGUCUUGGGAUCUACGAUUGAGGAAAUUGCCUGGCAUAAAGGGGGAAUUAUAAAGCCUGGUGCCAAGGCUUUCACCGCUCCCCAAGCGGAGAGCGCCCUGGAGGUUCUUUUCAAAAGAGCAAAGGAAAAGGGGACUGAGAUAGUAGUCGCCGAAGGCCAUCCCGAGCUUCAAAAAGGUGGGCCGGUGAAACUCGGCCUCGCCGGUGACUUUCAAUACACAAAUGCUACUGUAGCAGCUGCAGUUGCUGGUGAAUUUCUUAGGUUGAAGGGAGUGGAAGGUAUCCCAAAUGACAUCCUGAAGGAGCCAUUACCUGAAAAGUUUCGAAAGGGCUUAGAAGAUGCCAGACUAGGUGGCAGAUGUGAGACGCGUCGGGAGAGAAACGUUUCUUGGUACAUUGACGGAGGGCACACUCUUGAAAGCAUCCGGGUCGCCGGAGAGUGGUUUGCCUCCCAAGUGAUUACCAACACUUCUCCUGAUGCAGUCCCAAGCAGGAAGCCCAGGGUUCUAAUAUUCAACCAGCAGACUCGAGACAGUGUCGCGUUGGCACGGGCACUUUACCAGACCUUAGCUGCUGCUCUGGAGACGGAAAAGCCCUUUACCCAUGCUAUAUUCUGUACAAAUGUCACAUACAAAGAUACAGGAUAUAGGCCUGAUCUUGUCAGCGUGAACACCAAUGCCACUGACGUGGAGAAGUUGAGCGUGCAGAAGAACCUUGCCCAAACAUGGCAGGAGAUCGACCCCAGCACUGAAGUUCUGGUUCUUGGUACGAUCGAAGAGGCAGUCGAGUUUGUCCGUUCUCUCGCCGAUAAAGAAAGCGCCCCAUCUCAGGGCGAGAAUGAGGUCAAAGCCCUUGUCACAGGUAGCCUACACCUUGUGGGGGGCUUCCUCGAUGUGAUUGAGACCAAGCCUGGUCGGCUUCCAAACUAA
Rasamsonia emersonii CBS 393.64 is the source of this 1584-nucleotide messenger RNA. Its product is annotated as Tetrahydrofolate synthase. The record is from RefSeq and is a predicted model, not a curated record. Gene Ontology annotation, molecular function: ATP binding; tetrahydrofolylpolyglutamate synthase activity. The transcript has 3 exons. The coding region runs from base 1 to 1584 and encodes 527 amino acids. Gene Ontology annotation, cellular component: cytoplasm; cytosol; mitochondrion. Lineage: Eukaryota; Fungi; Ascomycota; Eurotiomycetes; Eurotiales; Trichocomaceae. Gene Ontology annotation, biological process: tetrahydrofolylpolyglutamate biosynthetic process.